Molecule: messenger RNA, 1404 nt
Organism: Phragmites australis (common reed)
Lineage: Eukaryota; Viridiplantae; Streptophyta; Magnoliopsida; Poales; Poaceae
Product: probable protein phosphatase 2C 68
Exons: 1
Coding region: 111-1178 (355 amino acids)
Biological process (GO): protein dephosphorylation
Cellular component (GO): nucleus; cytosol
Molecular function (GO): cation binding; protein serine/threonine phosphatase activity
Source: RefSeq, a predicted model, not a curated record
GCGCGAAGGUCCCUCUCCUCUCACCUGCGUUGCGUCUUCUUGGAGCUAUAGCUGUGGAAGUUUUCGAGGGACCGGCCGGAGGGGAGGGUGAGGGGUGAGCUCGUUGGUUGAUGUCGAUGGGGCAGGUGUGCCUUGACUCGGCGCCGGCGGUGGUUGUUGGGCCGGAGACGGAAGCGAGGGCGAGGGCGAGGGCACGCGCGGAGAGGCAGCGCCGAGCCGGGGAGGCCGGGAGGUGGAAGCAUGCGGCGGCCGGGGCGGAGGCGGCGGUCACGAGGAAGCGGCGCGUGGAGAUGGGUGAAGCCGGAGAGGUUUUGGUGGCGCGGAAGCACGGGGCGGCGUCGGUGGCCGGGCGGAGGAGGGUGAUGGAGGACGCCGUGUCCGUGCGGGAGGCGUUCGCGGUGGGGGAGGUCGACGGCGGGGGGUGCGACUUCUACGGGGUGUUCGACGGCCACGGCUGCUCGCACGUGGCGGACGCGUGCCGGGAGCGGAUGCACGAGCUGCUUGCCGAGGAGCUCUGUGCUGACGGCUCGGUGGCGCUGCGGGAGCCGGCGGCCUGGACGGCGGCGAUGGAGCGGAGCUUCGCGAGGAUGAAUGCCGAGGUGAUGGCCGGCGGUCACGGCGUGGGCGGCGCCAGCGGCAGCUGCCGUUGCGACGCGCACAAGUGCGACCACGUGGGGUCCACCGCCGUUGUGGCCGUCGUGGAGGAGCGCCGCGUGGUAGUGGCCAACUGCGGCGACUCUCGCGCCGUUCUCUGCCGCAGCGACGGCGCACCCGUGCCGCUCUCCUCCGACCACAAGCCCGACAGGCCCGACGAGCUGGAGCGGAUCGAGGGCGCCGGCGGGCGCGUCAUCUUCUGGGAGGGCGCGCGCGUGCUGGGUGUGCUGGCCAUGUCGCGCGCCAUCGGGGACGGGUACUUGAAGCCGUACGUGUCCUCCGUGCCGGAGGUGACGGUGACCGACCGAGCCUCCGGCGACGAGUGCCUCAUCCUCGCCAGCGACGGCCUCUGGGACGUGGUCAGCAACGAGGCCGCGUGCGAGGUGGCGCGGGCUUGCCUCCGCAGGGGCAGGAAAAAGUGGUGCGCCGAGGCGGCCGCCUUGCUCACCAAGCUGGCCCUCGCGAGGCGGAGCUCUGACAACGUCUCCGUCGUCGUCGUCGACCUCCGGCGAAGGAAUCACUAGCUGCUACCAUGGUCCAUGCUUGGCACCGUAGUAGUAGUUAGUGAUUCUACUAAUGGUUUUUCUUCUCUUCUUGAAAUCAUUUUUUCCUCUUUCUCCCGGAAUCAAAAGUUCAGUGGAGCAUUUAGAUUAGUUAUUGUGGGGGUGUGGAACAGAUUGGUGUAACCAGAAUUUGAUCUGGAUACCAUUUGAAAUGAAAUGAAAAUUGAACAAAAUCAUCUGAAGUCAA